Messenger RNA from Centruroides sculpturatus (bark scorpion), 1824 nucleotides. RefSeq lists its product as uncharacterized. The transcript is spliced from 2 exons. Bases 92 to 1153 code for a protein of 353 amino acids. NCBI's taxonomy places the organism in Eukaryota, Metazoa, Arthropoda, Arachnida, Scorpiones, Buthidae. The record is from RefSeq and is a predicted model, not a curated record.
AAACGGGUCGAUGUGACGUCCGACGGAAAAUCGAACACUACGAAAACAUUUACCAACCUCUCAAGGCAUUUCUUUAUCAUUUUAGGUAAGAAUGGUCGAGACUCAAGUUGCCAUAGAAACGGGAGGAGGAGGCGAGGUCAAGUGUGACACGCAUCCGGAUAACCGCACAAAAUGGUGGACGAUAGAUGCCGUCAGAAUCAAAAUGGCGGAGAAUUCUUUGUGGACAGUAUGCAAGGCCAUGACGGUAGGUGUAUUACUUAUAGUAAUAGGCGCCGGAAUGGCCACGGUCGGAUUUUAUUCCGAAUAUUUGUCCAGAGUGGAAGAACAAAGAGGAAACACCACCAUCUGGGUGAAGAACGAGAGCAGAGAUACUCAUUUGGGCAGUCUGACGUAUAUAGGCCCCGUAGUAAUGGGAACCGGCGGAUUUAUCAUCGUCGCAGCUUGUGUAAUGACUUUCGAGGCCCGAGAUACCGCCGCCAAAAUCGUUCCGGUUUGGCUACGUAAAGGAAGAAAUCUGGCUAUACCCGGCACUGCCACAUCUUCUAGAAGAUCGAGCCAAACGUCCUGGGAGAGAUUUCUUUCCAGGUCGAGGAGAAGAAAACGCGAAAGAACUGCCGUCACGCAAGCGCUCAUCGAUUUUAGUUUGCAAAUUCAAAACAGUGUCGAUUCGAGAAACAUUUCCACCGCCUCGGACAGAAACGCUCUAAGGAAGUGUCCUUCCGACCCAAUGAUUUUUAGACGCACGUGCAACGAACAGAUAGCAGACACUAAACCUUUGCAGCUAAGCAGCACUCCACAACCGUCCAGCACGCAAAGAGACUCUAACUGCUUAGCACCGACUCUUCAACGUCAAGCCAUAUCGGUCGAUUCUCCCCAAUGUCCCUCGACUACUCUGACCGUUCCUAACAACAUUCCGGGUAAAGAAUCGACCCAGUCUCUAGCAGUCGACGUCUACCUCCCUCAGGGGCCAGCAUUGACCCUCAAGGUGAAAGACGAAGGAAGAGAUACCAAAGCCACUACGGAUGAUCAAGCCACACUACUACUAGUACCUACAGUUGCCGAUCGAACCGGUUCGAUCAAACGACGCCCACUACUCAGGCAAAGUGCUUUGGAUACGUGUAACGAGGACGACAUCUCCGACGAAUCUUCCUGAUUCUAUUGUUUUUAAAUGUGCAUUCCGACACUCUAUUCUUCUCUCGCUCCCUUUGUAUAUAUAAUUCCUAUAAGAAGAACUAAAAUCUUUUAUCCUCUCCCGUUUCCACCGCGAUGCAAAUUGAUGAGAAACAGCAAUAAUAAUUGAUAAUAUUAGGAUUUUUUAAAAAAGAUUUUUAAUCUCUCUCUGUCUAUUAUUGCAAAUUUUUCUCUCUAAUCUCCAACGCUAAAAGCAAUUCCGUAAUUAAUUAGCAAAGAAGAAGAUAAGAGGCAAAUAUUUUAUUGCUAUUUCUCUUACACUUAAUACUUAGACGAUGAUAGAUAGACACUCACCUGCAGUAUUCUCGAUAUCUAUCGAAAUUAAAUAACAAAAAAAUAAAAACAAUAGAUUUAAAUUGCUGGUAAAGCGAACUUCUAUUUACGAACGAUGUAUUUAUAUACUUUUAUUAGCAAUUUUUAUAGGAAAAACGAUCUCUUAAGCUGUCUGUUUAUUUUUGCGAUUGCAAUUCAAGAGUGCAUCACAAAAAAUUCAUUCGUUGACGGGUAGAAUAAUUCUAUUUUUUAAUUAAAAAACAAAAAAAUCGGUAAAUUCAGUUUUAUAUUAUAAAUUUCCAAUAUUGGUAAUCGCUGGUCAUAAAAAUUACAAUUAUAUUUAAAUUAAAUUCUAUUCUA